AUGAGUCUUUUGGCCUCCGUGCUCCGGGAUGCUAUUGGAACGCUCCAGUUCCAACAAAAUCAAUCAGGCUCCAAUGCCAAUGGCGACUCUAGAUCCGUCAUGUCACAGAGAUUCUUGCUUCCACAGGCACUUGACUCCGCUGGAGAGGUGAGCUACAAAAUCAGCGUACCCAACUUCGAGAAUCUACCGCCUUUGAAGCUCGGUUCAAAGUUCAUCACUGACUUGAUCAGAAUAGACUCGAUGACGCCGGGCGACACGUACGGCGACGCAUACUUGAACAAGGGCAACAACAACUUGGACAAUUAUUUCUUCGACAAGGAAAACGGCUUGGGUCACUUUUCACGUUUCGAGAAGGUAUCUCAAUUGGAUCUUCCUGACAAGUUCUUCGAAGAGACCAAUUUGACAGAGUGUCUGAUGAACAUGGGCCUCAUGCCUGAAAUAAACAGGUCUUGGAUCGCCGUGGACAACAAGUUGGUGUUCUGGAACUACAAGUUGCCUCAAUCCUCCUUCAACAAGUCAUCUCAGUUUCUCACUAUCGAUCAAAUCCGCCACUCCAUUUUGACAGUGAAACUUGUCAAGUCAAAGCCAGGCGUGUUCGUGAAAGAGGUCAACUACUUGCUUCUAAUCGCUACCACCAUGGAUAUCCACAUCUACGUCGUGAAAUACGAUGAACUGCUCAAUAACUUGGAGGUGUUCAACCCUAAUCUUUCUGUCAACGUUCAAGGACUCAUGAUCAACAAGUUUGCAUUCAACGAACUAACACACGAGAUUUACUUCUCAGGCGAGAGUGAUGGCGUCAAUGUGUGGAAAUUGGAAUACCAUUCAAACGCUUCCUUCAUAAAAAACAGAUGUGACAAGGUUUGUCUCACAAAAAGUGGCUUAUCUUCUGUUCUUCCUAUCGGCAAGAUGAGAGGCUUCGACCUUUUUCACUCCGAGCACGAGCUGCAUAACAAGACUGGUACUCUGGACGGCAAUAAAGCCAGCUCCAUUCCCGAAUCCAUUCUGGAGCUAUCAGUCGACGGCGAGAGAAAGGUAUUGUACACUCUUUCCAACAAGUCGAUUAUAAGAGUCUACAAAUUGACCCCUGAUCAGAAGGAGUUUUCUCAACACAGUCAAUUCACACCUGCUGAAUUCUUCAGAGCGGUCUCCAGCUUGUACUCGAACCAUGCCAACAUCAAGUCAUUCCUGAAAUUCAGAAUUGUCAGCAUUCAGCCCGUUUCGACAAAGGAAUCCAAUAGCGUGUCCCUCAUUGCUACCACGAAUUACGGUUUCCGUAUCCUUUUACGUAUUGGCUCCGCCGGUCAUUAUGCCUCGUUCAUGUCGACUACAUCCAGAUUUGCUUCAAACCUCAAACUCAGCUUGGUUUCCGUGAAAUUCCCACCAUCUGAUGAGGUUACAAAGAUGAAUCCAGAGUUGGACCAGUUCACAAGAAUCAAGCUGUAUGUGGCAACCAUGGUUACCAACCAGCAGAACUCCGAGCUUUUGAAGAACACAAAAUUCUCCAAAAUCAUAAGCCCCGGUGUUUACUUGGCUGUCAAAAGAACAAAAGGGUCAGACAAGUUGUUCGUUAGUUCAACAAACUAUGGUUAUCUCAAGCGUAAUAACAAGCUAGUGGAGGAUGCCGAGUUUCUCAAGGUUGCAUCGCAGGUUGAGUCGAAAGAUGGCUCCCCUAUUUAUAUCCAUGACAUCGUGCAAUUGACCCCUUCCAUGAACGCGACGGAGACUCCUAAUGGCUAUGCCAAUGUUCUUGCGUCUCAAUACACCAAGAAACCUCUCCAGUUCGCGGUGCUCACUAACUAUGGUAUUCUCAUGUAUCAGUACAGAACAUCAGACCAGAUCAUCAGUUCCCUCAAGGACGAAGUGCUCGAAAACUUCAUUGAGGAGAAUGGCUAUGAAGAGACAUGCUCAACAUUGCUUUACUUGUCUUGCUCUCCAGGCUACCUCAAUGGGAAGGAUUUGUUCCAUAGAACGGCUUCCAUGUUGUUCUCGCAUGCUGGUAGCAAUGCCAGACUUUCUGAAAACGCAUCGACUGUCUCUGGCGGGCCAUCACAUCUUCCACUCCAGCCAUCCGAUUCAAAGCGUAUGGUCGAGCAGGUUGUGCUCAGUGAUCGUUUCUACGGUACCUGCCUUUUAAUUUCGAGACUCUUCAGGGACUUUUGGAACAAAAAGGUCUUCACCCCACUCCCACACAUCAAGAUGCUCAAUGAUAGUUCUGUUGAGGUGCUGUCCUUGAAGGAAGGAAACUUGAUCGUCAAGGGUCUUACCAUGUCAAAGAGUCAAGUUGAAUUUUACAUCGGUUCCGUGUUCGUGUUGUUGGAGUUUUUUAACGAGAACCUGAACGAUAUUCCAGGUCUCAAUGCACCAAGCUAUAGCUCAGAUCCCACAAAGAUGGAAAAUGAGGUAUGCAUGAGAGCUGAGCAUAUUGCAUUUACGUCGAUCGUGAGAAGUUUGAACUCGAUGAAGGAGGCCUUGUCCUUCCUCAUGGUACUCAUCGAGGAGACUCAAAGUGACCAGAAGAACUUCAAUGAUAUCUUCCAGUUUUUGUCGCUCACUAAUCAAGUCAAUUUCUUGACCUUGACGUUCAAAGACUUGUUGCUCCCAACACAAGAGGUGAAGGGUCUUAUCAAGGACCUUUUGUCAUCAAUUAUCAACAAAAACAUCCUCAAAGGUGGCUCAAUUGACUCAAUUGCAUCGUCCCUUCAAGGCAGAUGCGGUUCAUUCUGCUCCAGUGACGACGUAUACAUCUUUAAGGCUAUUGAAAACUUGACGAAGGCCAAAAAUAUCGGGAACAGGGAUAGUGAGUUAAAGGUCAAGUGCUUGAACAACGCCAUCAGCUUGUUUGAGCAAGCGGUAGACUCACUUACACUUGAGAACAUCGAGAAUGCACUUAAUAUCAUGCUCACGUUGGAGUUCUACACCGGUGCUGUUCAGUUUGUUUUGAAGCUCGCCAAAAAGUGCUACUCUGUGACCAACACUCAGUCAUCAACAUUGAUAACGAAUGGCGACAACAAGGUUGACAAUUUCAAGAAUCAGCUUGAGAUCAACAACAAGAAGCGGAUGCAGCUUUAUGAUCUUGUUUUCAAGAUCUUGACUCGUCUUGACGUCAAUGCGUUGAAAAUAGAAGAGUCCAACAACCAACUCUUGUUGAGAGAGUUUAUGGACGUGAGAGAUGCAACUUACGAAACUUGUUUUGCCUCUACUGAUCAGAAAUUCCACAAUGAGUUCUAUCAAUGGUUCAUCAACCAGGGUAACAGUCAGAGACUCUUGAGUAUCGAGACCCCUUACAUUCUUCCAUUCUUAGAAGAGGUGUCGCAAAAGGACCUUGGUUUGACGCAACUUCUUUGGCUUUACCAUGCCAGAAGAGAAAACUAUUUCGCUGCUGCUCGGAUCUUGUACUCUUUGGCGAUCUCCGAUUUCAUCAUCCCACUCAAUGAGAGAAUUGAAUACCUCUCCAGAGCCAAUGGCUUCUGCAAUUGCACCUGCCCACCAAAUUUGAGACAAGAGAUGAUUCAUCUCUCCAACUUGGUGCACGAGCUCUUUAAUGUCGCCAACGUGCAGUUGAAUCUCCUCAAGAUGAUUCAAAACGACAAGCGGAUCAAUGGCGAGAACAAGAAGAUCGCCUCGGACGCCUUGAACAACAAAAUCCAAAGCGCCAGUGAUCUUUUCAAUGAGUACGCUGACCCAUUGGGCUACUACGAAAUCUGCUUCGCCAUUUUCAAGGUCUCUGACUACAAAAACCCUGACGAGAUUUUCAAGAGAUGGGAAUUCUUCUUUGAGAAGAUCUUCCACGAGUACAUGACCGAUAAGUCGAACGACGCCCCUCUCUACAAGAUGAUCAGUGACAAGAUCGUUCCCGUUGGUGUCAGUUUGGCACCCAAUGACCUUGUUUUCCCCGUUGACCGGUUGAUCAAGAUGGUGUGCAAAUACAUUCAAAACGCCAUUGAGGAGGACUCUGUGGCACAGACGCCACCUGAGGGAGCCGUUGUCGAGAUGCUUUUGAAGUCACAGAUCUCUUACGAGAAGUUGUACGUUGUGAUCAAGUCGCUUAUCGAGCACAAUGCGUACGAUGUGCACAGCGGGUUCACGCAAUACCUCAAGAAAUCGGAGAUGGUGUAUUUGAUUCGCAAGUGGUACAACAACGACAAAAAGCUCAAGGACGCUGUUGACGGGGAACAGAUUGCCGGCAUGACGGAGUAUCUGGUGGAGAAGGACCCAGUAGACAAGUGGGUGCAGCUACACAAAACGUUCAUCUAG
This is a messenger RNA of Candidozyma duobushaemuli, 4254 nucleotides long. RefSeq lists its product as uncharacterized. Gene Ontology annotation, biological process: RNA export from nucleus; protein import into nucleus; transcription-dependent tethering of RNA polymerase II gene DNA at nuclear periphery. Gene Ontology annotation, cellular component: nuclear pore inner ring; nuclear pore. The record is from RefSeq and is a predicted model, not a curated record. Bases 1 to 4254 code for a protein of 1417 amino acids. Lineage: Eukaryota; Fungi; Ascomycota; Pichiomycetes; Serinales; Metschnikowiaceae. The transcript has 2 exons. Gene Ontology annotation, molecular function: structural constituent of nuclear pore.